GGAAACCUUUAAACACAGUUCUUGCUCACUUCUGCAUCCCUCUCGUCUCUCAUGGCGCCCUGAGUCGAUCUCUCGCUUCGCCAAUGCGAGCAUCGCCUGGGCCUAGGAUUAGGGUUUCGAUUGGGGCCUGGAGAUGGAGCAGAUCGAGGCGGAGAUCAGGCGGGUCCUCCAGGACCAUUACAAGUUCAGCUCCACCGUGCGGACCGAGGAGGACAAGAUCGAUGCCCUUGGCAAGGAGAUCAAGGUUCUAGAGGACCGAAUCCGGACCUCAGAGGCGGGGGAUUUGGAGCGCCAGCGAAUGCGGAACCUUCUUAGCUACCAGUCGACGCUGAUCGAGAGGGCGUCAUCGCGGACUGAGCUCCUUCGGGCGCUGCACGAGGACCUCCUACUCUUGUUCAUCCGAAGAAAGCAGCUAAGGCAAACAGGUGGUUCAGGUGCUGACAUAAUUCUCGAUGUAUCCCCUGUCUCUGGAUUAUCUAGCGGCGACAAUAAUGAAGGAUUAUUAAAUGACUGUUCAAGGCCUGCUUCCAUGGAUAUUAUGAGAAUGAAUGUCGACCAGGACAAUGUGGAGGAGGUCGCUGCUGAGCAAGCACAAGUACCUCAGGGUCUUAAUAUGCCAGAAAUACCUAUGAACAACAACACAGGUUUGACAAAUGAUAGCAGGGAGUAUGACGAUCUUCGGUAUAAGAGUAAUAUCCUAGACACCGUUGCUAUUAGCAUCCUUGAUACGAAUGCAAACAUUGAUAGCAUUUUAAGCAAAGCAAUGAAGAGCUCUGAUUUUCCCUGUGAAGAAAUUCAAGAUGCAGGCUUGAAAAAGAUACCUAGAAAAGGUGGUCGUGUUGCUAAUCGUAAUACAGUCAAGAGAUUGACAGUGGAUUUUGACGAAGCUGGUAACCCAACAGGCCCGAAUGCUGGGGCCUUUAAACGUUCAAUUAAUUCAUAUGUAUGCCAUUUUCUACCUGUCAGAUUCAAGCAAAUUGGUGAUGUUCCAGCCAAUGACUAUAAAUCAGUUUUAAAUGUAUUAAUGGAGAGGUAUAAUUUUGAUAUAAAUGGAAGCUAUACCAGGAAAAAGAUUUCUUCUUGUUAUAGACAACACAAAUACAAGCUCUUGGUUCGGGUAAAGAAAGAUCUUGAAAGAGGCGUUGAGCCACUAAAACCAUCUUAUGUGAAGCAGGAGGACUGGGAUGCUUUUGUUGCAAAGACAAAAGAUGAAGAGUUCGAUAGGAUCAGUAAGAAGAACAAAGCCAGCAGGAGUUCUGUACAUAAAAGAAAGCUGGGAUCUGAUGAAGUGAUACAUGGAUAUGUGUAUACAAAAGUGCCAAAACCCAAGCGAGUGCGAUCUUACCAGUCAGAAGUGACAACAAGGCAUGUACCUGUAAUAACAAGUGCAGCCCAAUAUGCCUCCAUGCCUGCUUAUAUUUUGGCAGCUGCAUUAAGAUAUGCUUGGAUGUACAGGUCGUAAGAAGAAGGUUCCAGCUGUUGCGAAUGGUAGUGACAAUGUAUUCAACUCAGGUUCAAUCCAUGUUGGUUAGCAUUCAGAUUUCAGCAGAUCUCGUGCUCUUGUUAUUCUUGUUUCUUAGGUUCUCUCCGAGCAGUGAAGCUUGUGGCAUUAUUUUACGCGUACCAGCCUCAAUAGGGAAAUUUGUUUUUAUCUUUCAAAUUUGCCCAUUAUUUGCGGGGCAUGGCCUUGUUUGUCUUCACCGUUAUUGGUUGUGAAACGGGAGAAAGUGUAGAUAAAUAAUGAACAUCCAAAAGAUCCUCGACCGUGCAUCAUUCCUUCUGGCUUUUCUUGUUUAUGCAGAAGUAGCCUCUGAAGAGGAUCCCAGCCAAAAACAACUAUCAGGCAUUUCUCUGGGAAUGCUAUAAGUAGUGGUUGCAAGCACCAUGUCUACCAUCAGAAGCUUGUUGGAACGUUGGAAAUCGUCAUGCUGAUGAUUUAGGUGUAUCACUGCAACAAGAUAACAAAUAAAACAAUCUAUAUAUGUUAAUUCUGAUUUAUGCUGGGUUGUUGCGGUUAUUAAUCAAGAUCACUGCUUUUUAUUGUGUGUAAGCCACUAUAUUAAUUUUAAAAACAUAGAGAUUAAAAUAGUAUUACUUGA
Elaeis guineensis (African oil palm) is the source of this 2099-nucleotide messenger RNA. RefSeq lists its product as uncharacterized. Lineage: Eukaryota; Viridiplantae; Streptophyta; Magnoliopsida; Arecales; Arecaceae. The record is from RefSeq and is a predicted model, not a curated record.